GCAAAAUUUAGUGCUUUUGUUCGUAUUUUCAUCUAGUUCCUCUAAGGCAAUUUCAUUUCACGUUUGUGUUUAAAAUACCUUUCCGCCAGUUUGUUUGUUUUGGGAAAAUCAUUAAUUGUACUGCAGUACAAUUAAUGAAAUAAUUGUACUUCUCUCAACCAAUCAGCAUCCAGUAAUUUUGUCAUGCUAAUAAUAAACAGGGAUAACUUUUGCCCAAAUGAACAGACCCUGAGUAGUGAGUGCAUAACACCGGGAACAGAAAAAAUCAUGUUUUACGCCUUUAGACCAACUCCUGAGUAUUCAUGGAAACGAAUUGAUGUGUAUGAUAAAGAGCAUGCAGUUGAAAAUGGCGUAGACGGCAUUACAUUCGACGAUCGUGAUCCUCGAUUACUGGUCAUCAAAUCUGCAUCAAAAGAUCAUGCUGGUCAAUAUUUCUGUACCGCAACGAUAGGAGAUAAAAAUGACACUGUUGAAGGAUCUUUGACAUUUGAAGGUAUACAGUUUAUUUCUUUACAGUUUUUUUCUUCUCUUUUAGGUUAAAUUUUUUUAUCUAGGCAAGAAGAACAAAAUCCAUCAGCACAGCUAGAAAGAGCAUGUGAAAAUUAGUAAAAUUGCAAAGUUUGGCCGCGAAAUGUCGUAAAAUGCGGAAAAUAUAUAGCCCUGCGAAAUUUGCAAAUUUUGUGUUAAUUUGUAUUACGCACGGGAAAAUGCACCACUUUCGGUCCAAAUGUGGUCGCAAUAUUGCAAAGUUGCUGGCAAGAGAAUAUCUGGUUUGAUGGUAUUCCACUGUAAUCCUAAUUUUAAAUGUUCUUAUUAAACAGUUCAACCUACUUGGAUUGGUAAAAGUAUCGAAGCUGUCAGUCCAUCAGUUUAUUCCAAUCAUUCUUGGACAUGUAAUGCUACAGGAUUCCCAACACCCACAUACGAGUGGUACAAAAAUGGUGUUAAACUUGCUGGCAGGUAAGUUUAAUAGAUACAGUAUCUCUCAAGCAUAUAUAGGUACUUGUACAUAGGUCUCAAACAUAUAGGUAUAUGUUAUACCAUGGAUAAUAAAAUUUAUUUUAUUAUCCAUGGUUAUACAAAUAAGGCCACGCUUUUUGUUGUUG
Paramuricea clavata is the source of this 1106-nucleotide messenger RNA. The record is from the annotation of a GenBank genome assembly. NCBI's taxonomy places the organism in Eukaryota, Metazoa, Cnidaria, Anthozoa, Malacalcyonacea, Plexauridae.